GACCCUACAGUUCAGAGCAAUGGCGACCUCCAUGCACCAUGUGAGCUGUGAGUCUGGACCAUAACAGCGCGUUUAUUUCCUCUUUAAUCUGCUUUUUACUAAUAUUACAGGGGUUUAAUCGGUUAUAAUACAGUAUAUAGAGCUGUAGCAUGCGUAAAUGUUUAUUUAACGCGUAAAACGGCGUUAAAUUAGCCUUAAAUCAGAGAGAAACUAAAAAAAGCAGCGGUAAAUCAGAGAGAAACGGAAUAAACAGCGUUAAAACAGAGUUAAAUCAGAAAGAAACGGUAUAAACAGUUAAAUAAGAGAGAAACGGACUUGUUAGCGUCAAAUUAGCGUAAAGUAAGAGAUAAACUGUGUUAAAUCAAAGAGAAACAGAAUAAAUCGCUUAAAAUUAGCGUUAAAUCAGAGAGAAAGUGAAUAAACAGAGUUUAAGCAGAGAGAAACUAAACAAACAGGGUUAAAUUAGAGAGAAACUGAAUAAAAACAGUUAAAUUAGAGUUAAAUCCAAAAGAAACUGAAUAGACACAGUUAAAUUAGAGUUAAAUCCGAGAAAAUCUGAAUUAACACUGUUAAAUUGGAGUUAAAUCAGAGAGAAACACAAUAAACAGAGUUAAAUUAGAGUUAAAUCUGAGAGAAACGGAAUAAACAUCAUUAAAUUUGAGUUAGAUCAGAGAGAAACUGAUUAAACAUAGUUAAAUCAGGGAAAACGUAUUAAACAGUGUUAAAUCUGAGAGAAACUGAAUAAACACAGUUAAAUUAGAGAUAAAUCCGAGAGGAACUGAAUAAACACAGUUAAAUUAGAGUUAAAACCGAGAGGAAUUGAAUAAACAGAGUUAAAUUAGCAUUAAAUCAGAGAGAAACAGCAGCAGAUAUGAAGCCUAAAGGGCGCUUCAGAGGGAAGCAGCAGCAGAAGAAGCUGCAGCAGAUGAUGGUGAGUGUGGAGAGCUUUGUGAAGAGCCGGGGAGGACAGGAGGAGGAGGACAGUGACCGGUUUGAGAGGAUGGGGAAUCUGAUGAAGAGGAAGAGUAGGAAGGAUCUGCGCAGAGAGAAGAGGAGGAAUAAGAAGCUGAGAAAUCAGAGGAACCCUGCAGCUCAGACCCAGAGCUCUGAGGGAUCUGCAGCAGCUCAGACCCAAACCAAUAACAAGAGCAUCCUCAAAACCAAGGCUGGCAGUGAUGAUGGAGCUGGUGGAAAGAACAGAGUUCAGUUCAGAGAUCCAGAAACCAAAGAAAAACCUGAGAAAUCACCUAAAGAAAAGCCUAAAAGGAAAGUCCACUUUGACGACGCCGCUUCUCAAGAAACUAAGAAGGCCAAGCUGAACAUAGCGAGGAGGAAAGCGCUGCUGGAGGCAAACGAGGCCGAGGACAAGGAGAUCAAGAAGCUGGAGAAACGCCUUCAUCUCAACAAGAGGAAGAACAAGCGCACUCUUCCUCAGUCCUUCAUCGACGACGGACUGGAUUACAUCCUGGGCAUCCUGGAGCCGGGGGGGUGCGGGGCGCUGCUGGAAGACGAGGAUGAUGAGGGGGGCUUGGAGAGACUGAAGGAGAUCAGUGACAGUGAGGAAGAGGAGGAGGGGGAGAGGGAUGCUGGUCGGGAGAAAGAUUUGGAGGGUGUUACUGAAGAAGUAGAUGAAGGAAAUGAGGAUGAAGAUGAGGAGGAUGGUGGUGGUGAUGAUGAUGGGAUUGAGGAGGAAGUUGAUGAUGAUGAUGAUGAUGAUGAAGAGGUUGAGGAGGAAGGUGGAGAUGAUGAUGAGGAGGAGGAGGAGGAAGAAGAGGUAGAAGGUGUCCCAGAAAAUGAGCAGGAGGAAGAGGAGGAGGAAGAAGAGGAGGAGUCUGAAAAGUCGACCAACAGCGAGCAGCCAAGCACGUCCACUGUGGGUAAAUACGUCCCCCCUCAGCUGCGGGAGGCAGCGGACAGUAAGCGUAAAGCUGAGCUGGAGAGGCUGAAGCGCAGUCUGAAGGGUCUAAUCAACAGGCUGAGUGAGGCGAACAUGGCGUCCAUCAGCGGGCAGGUGGAGGAGAUGUACAUGAGCUGCAGCAGGAAGGACAUGAACGACACGCUGACGGAUCUUCUGCUGGCUGCGUGCGUCACGCCGACUCUGAUGCCUGACAGGCUGCUGAUGGAGCACGUGCUGGUUCUGAGUGUUCUGCAUCACACAGUUGGUCUGGAGGUUGGAGCUCAUUUUCUGGAGACGGUGGUGCGGAGGUUUGAUGAGAUGUACAGGCAGGGUUCUGAGGAGGGUAAAGAGUGUGAUAAUCUUCUGUCCAUCGUGGCUCAUCUGUAUAACUUCCACGUGGUUCACGCUCUGCUGCUGUUCGACGUGCUGAAGCGGCUGCUGGGCUCCUUCAGCGCGCGGGACGUGGAGCUGGUGCUGCUGCUGCUGAGGAACGUGGGCUUCGCUCUGAGGAAGGACGACCCGCUGGCCCUGAAGGAGCUGAUCACCGAGGCCCAGCGUAAAGCCAGCGCCGAGGGCCAGCGCUUCAGCGACCAGACCAGGGUGCGGUUCAUGCUGGAGACCAUGCUGGCGCUGAAGAACAACGACAUGCGGAAGAUCCCCGGUUACGAUCCUGAACCUGUGGAGAGACUCAGGAAGCUGCAGCGCACUCUGAUCCACAACCGUGCGAGUGGGACUGACGUGAAGCUCAGAGUGUCUCUGGAGAAUCUUCUGGAAGCCGAGCGGGUCGGCCGCUGGUGGAUCGUGGGCUCGUCCUGGAGCGGGGCUCCAAUGAUUAGUGAGAACAACGAGAACAAGGCGACCUCACAGCCGCCUAAAGGGGAACAGUUCAGCGCUAAAGUGCUGGAUCUGGCCCGUAAGCAGCGGAUGAACACAGAUAUCAGGAGGAACAUCUUCUGUGUGAUCAUGACGAGCGAGGACUAUAUGGACGCCUUCGAGAAGCUUCUGAGGCUGGGGCUGAAAGGUCAGCAGGAGAGGGAUAUCGUUCAUGUUCUGCUGGACUGCUGUCUGCAGGAGAAGAGCUUCAACGGCUUUUACGCUGUUUUAGCGGAGAAGUUCUGCUCACACGAUCGCCGCUUCCAGAUGACGUUCCAGUUCAGUCUGUGGGAUAAGUUUAAAGAACUGGCGUCCCUCUCCAGCAGCUCCUUCACUAACCUCGUCCAGAUGGUGAUCCACCUUCUACACAAGAACUCCCUCUCCCUCUCCAUCCUGAAGGCUAUAGAGUUUGGAGAGCUCGAUAAGCCGAAAGUGAAGUUUUUGAGGCAGAUUCUCUCUAAACUCCUACAGCAGACCCAACCUGAGGACCUGGUGCAGAUGUUCGGCAGGAUUUCAGGGAUUCCGAAGCUGGGAAUGUUGCGGGAAGGCCUGAAGCUCUUCAUCAAACACUUCCUGCUCCGGAGCUCUCAGACACAGGGGUCAGCCGAGCAGAACACCCAGCUCACAGAGCGCGCCGAGAUCGCCAUCAAAGCCAUGGAGGCUCGGGACUCCCAACUCAAACUGUAACACAGAGAGAAACACACAGUGUUUCAGUGACUGGAGGAUUAUCAGGACUCAAUAUGAGGAGUGGAUGAGAUUUUGGAUGAAGUAUGGCUGAUCUCCAGCAGGUGGCGCUCUGUCACUGAUUUUUCUCCCAGAGAAAGGACCUUUAACUCAUCCUGGAUCCAUAAUUUCCUCAAUAAUGCCUCUUUCUCUUGUGUAAUAAACUGAAAUUGGAUGCAUUCAUAACAGAAACAACACACAUGUUCUUGUUUUGGAGACUUUUUGGAAAGUUUACAGUGCCUCGAGCUCUGGUACUCUUACUGUUAGCAUCAUUACAAACCCUAAACUGGGUUAUAACGUUCUGCUAUAGUCAAUUUAAGUGUAUAAAUGGUGCUUUAAACAGUCACAGCAUUGUGAACUUUAGAGAAAGUGAAUAAAUAUCAGAGAUUAACUAUUUACAGAAUAUACAGCUCUGAAAAAAAUAAGAGAUCACUUAAAAAUGAUGAGUUUCUUUGAUUUUACCAAAUUGAAAACCUCUGGAAUAUAAUAAAGAGGAAGGUGGAUGAUCACAAGCCAUCAAACCAAGCUGAACUGCUUGAAUUUUUACACCAGGAGUAAAGCAGCAUAAAGUUAUUCAAAAGCAGUGUGUAAGACUGGUGGAGGAGAACAUGAUGCCAAGAUGCAUGAAAACUGUGAUUAAAAUCCAGAGUUAUUCCACCAAAUAUUGAUUUCUGAACUCUUAAAACUUUAUGAAUAUGAAUUGUUUUCUUUGCAUUAUUUGAGGUCUGAAAGCUCUGCAUCUUUUUCUCAUUUUCUGUAAAUAAAUGCUCUAAAUGAGAAUAUUUUUAUUUGGAAUUUGGGAGAAAUGUUGUCUGUAGUUUAUAGAAUAAAACAACAAUGUUCAUUUUACUCAAAUAUAAACCUAUAAAUAGCAAAAUCAGAGAAACUGAUUCAGAAACUGAAGCGGUCUGUUAAUUUUUUUCCAGAGCUGUAUCUGAAUAUUGUCCAAGAUAUUAAAUUUAUUGGAAAAAUCUUAAGAUUUACUUAUUAAUUAGUUGUUAAGAAAAAAGACCUGGAAGAAUUUCUGGAAGUAUUCAGAAAAUAUUUUCCUAAAUAGACUUUAAGUCAGUUAUUUUCAACUGAAGACAUUUUUGGAGUGUAUUAAAGGCUUUAUAUCAUCUUUAAUAAAAGACUGAAUUCUUGGA
Astyanax mexicanus (Mexican tetra) is the source of this 4638-nucleotide messenger RNA. RefSeq names its product nucleolar protein with MIF4G domain 1 (gene nom1). Gene Ontology annotation, cellular component: nucleolus. Bases 872 to 3457 code for a protein of 861 amino acids. The transcript has 13 exons. The record is from RefSeq and is a predicted model, not a curated record. Gene Ontology annotation, molecular function: RNA binding; protein binding. Gene Ontology annotation, biological process: ribosomal small subunit biogenesis. NCBI's taxonomy places the organism in Eukaryota, Metazoa, Chordata, Actinopteri, Characiformes, Acestrorhamphidae.